Messenger RNA from Triticum aestivum (bread wheat), 4683 nucleotides. RefSeq lists its product as uncharacterized. Lineage: Eukaryota; Viridiplantae; Streptophyta; Magnoliopsida; Poales; Poaceae. Bases 1 to 1311 code for a protein of 436 amino acids. The transcript is spliced from 3 exons. The record is from RefSeq and is a predicted model, not a curated record. Gene Ontology annotation, molecular function: zinc ion binding; nucleic acid binding.
AUGGGUGGUGAGAUGACACCAGGUCUAGAAGGGGUGGAGGGUAGGCUGAAGAAUCUGAAGCUCUCGGAGGCGGAGAAGAGGGGCAUCAAAAUUGGUAAGAAGCAGACCUGCUCCUCGAAGGUGAGCAUGUUUCAAGCAGUGGGUAAGCUCCUCUCAGAUAGGCCUGCAAAAGCAGAGUACGUGGGAAGAACAUUAGGAGGAGUUUGGAGCCCCUUUUCUGGUGUGGAUUGUAAAGACCUUGGCAGAAAUCGUUUCCUUUUCACAUUCCAUGAUGGAGCUAGUAAAGAUAGGGCUCUGAAUGAUAGACCAUGGAGGUUCAAUAAGGAUCUAUUGGUGAUGGAAGACUUUGUGCCAAGUAAAACCAUCGAUGAGUAUCAAUUCAAAAUGAUACCAAUCUGGGUGAGAGUCCAUGGCAUUCCCAUGGGCGUGAUGAGUAGAGAAACAGGGGAGUUGGUAGGAAAUAAGUUAGGGACCUUUUUGGAUGUUGACCUGGAUGAUAAUGGGUAUGCUAUUGGGCAGUUUAUCAGGAUAAAGGUGAGAAUGGACAUAACAAUACCAAUCAUGAGGUUCAGCACCUUAGAAAUGGAAGAUGAUGAAGAUCCGACACAUGAGGAAGCAAUGAGAGGAGAAGAAAAGGGAAAGGAAGAAGAGGAAGAGAAGCAAAAGCUCAUUUCAUUUGAAUAUGAACAUCUUCCAGAUUUCUGUUAUAAGUGUGGCAUUAUCGGUCAUACAGAAAAGAUAUGCCCAACAAGAAAAGGGGGACAAGAUGGGAGGCAAUUUGGUCCAUGGCUCCGAGCAAUGAGCUAUAAAAAUUACUCAAGUGAUGGGAAGAGCGGAAGCUCAAGUGACCAUGGAGGUUUUUGGACAAACAACACAGGAAGUAUGGGUAAUAAGCAAGGGAGUGAUGGACCGUCUUGGAGGAAGAGCUUGCCAAGCCAAAGGGAUGUAGGUAUGCCAUCAAAUGGGGAGGAAAAAGAAGCCAUGAGCCCUAUGAAAGUAAAUACAGAGGACCAGCUGGGGUCGAUGAGAGAAACUCCCGUCAACUUACUGGAUGACAAAGACAUUUUACAUCAAAGAGAGAAGGUGCAGAUUAGGGAAGAGAAUAACUCCCAAACGUCAGGAAAAAGUGUAAAACAGGGCACUUUCAAGAGAAUAGCAAGAGCAAAGGACAAACAACAACAACAACAAGCACAACCAUCCAAGAUUGAACAGAAGAAGAGGAACACUGACCUCAUGGGAGUGGACCUGGGGACAGGCCUAGUGAAAAAAUCCAGAUGGAAGUUGACGAGGAAGGAAACGGAAAAGGCAUAAAGGAAGAAAGCAAGAAAUCUGAAAUUGGGAGCGCCAGGCUGCAGGAACAGCCUGGCGAGACAAAAUGAAGAUAACGGCUUGGAACUGCCGGGGAUUGGGGAAUGGCCCGACAGUUCGGGGACUUCUGGACCUCCAGAAGCAGGUGGACCCUGAUGUACUAUUUCUAUCUGAGACAAAAAUGAGUGAAAACAGGAUGACUUGGUUCAAGAGUGUGAUGGGGAUGUCAAGCAUGAUUGUGAGGGACUGUGAAGGGAAAAGUGGUGGCCUGGCCCUAUUGUGGAAAAGACAUGUCAAAGUGGAACUCCACAAUUAUUCCAAAUAUCAUGUGGAUGUGCAAAUCAUCGAGGAAGACGGCUUUAAGUGGAGAUUCACUAGAAUUUAUGGAGAACUGGCAGCAGACAAAAAAGAGAGGACAUGGCGAUUGAUGAGAAUCCUCAACCAACAAAUGAAGCUCCCAUGGCUAUGUGCGGGGGACUUCAAUGAAGUGUUAUAUGGGCAUGAAAAAAAGGGAGGACCGCCACGCAGCCAAAAACAUAUGGAGAAGUUCAGGAUGGCGUUAGUUGAAUGUGGCCUACGUGAUCUAGGUUUUACCGGAGACAAAUUCACAUGGUGCAACAAUAGUCAUCAAGCUGGCCACUAUAUAAAAGAGAGACUAGACCGAGCAGUGGGGUCCAGGAGUUGGUGUGCUCGCUUUCCUGCCCAUAGAGUAAUUAACGGAGACCCGAGACACUCAGAUCAUAGACCAGUCACCAUUUUGAUUGAGGAGUCACAUAAAAUGCCUAGAAGUAUUAAUAGCAGAAAUGUUUUUAGAUUCGAAGCUAAGUGGCUGGAUGAGGAAGACUGUGAAGUCGUUGUUAAAAAUGCCUGGAACGCUUCGAACAUGCAAAAUGCGGGAAAUGGCAGUGUAUCGCAAGGGCUCCAAUAUGUGGCCAGGGAACUUAAAGAAUGGGAUGAAAAUUCGCUUGGGGACCUGCAUAAGAGAAUUAAAUUAGUGAAGCGGGAGCUAGAGGAAGUAAGAAGGGACGAAAUAAAUCAGGAAAGAGUAAACCGGGAACAUUUCUUAAAAGAAAAACUGAAUCGGUUAGAACAACAACAAGACACAACCUGGAAGCAACGAGCGCACGUCAAGUGGCUUCACUCGGGAGAUAAAAAUACAGCAUUUUUCCAUGCAUUUGCUUCAGAGAGGAAAAGGAGAAACACCAUCAAAAGGCUGAAGCGAGAUGAUGGAUCAUUGAUUGAUAAUGUUGAGCAGUUGAAGGAACACAUCGCUAACUAUUUUUUUAGCAUAUUUUCCUCGACAACGGGGCAAAAUAAUGAGGAGGUGCUUCGUGUGAUCCAGCCUAGAGUGACGAGCCAAAUGAAUGAAAUUCUCUGCUCAGAGUACAGUGAGGAAGAAGUAAAGAAUGCUCUUGACAGCAUAGGGGAUUUGAAGGCACCAGGGCCUGAUGGAAUGCCGGCAGUUUUCUUCAAAAAGUUCUGGAGCAUAGUGGGUGAUCAGGUAACGAAAGAGGUGCUCCACGUGCUAAGGGGGGGGCGACAUUCCAGAAGGCUGGAACAAUACGAUAAUUGUACUUAUCCCAAAUUCUGCAGCUCCGGAAAGUUUGAAGGAUCUGCGGCCCAUAAGCCUUUGCAAUGUGGUUUACAAGCUGAUAGCAAAGAAGAAAAGAAAUGGAGCCAAAGGAUAUGCAGUUACCAAACUUGACAUGAGUAAGGCGUACGAUCGGGUGGAGUGGAAAUUUCUUCGUGACAUGAUGUUGAAAAUGGGCUUUAAUAGAAGAUGGACGGAGCUAGUGAUGAAAUGUGUCACCACAGUUAAAUACCAAGUUAAGGUGAAUGGUGAUACAACAAAUACUAUCAUUCCAGAGCGAGGGCUUCGCCAAGAUGACUCUCUACUCCUCAUUGAAGCAAACACCAAUAGUGUACAUGAAAUGAACAGGAUCUUCAGUACGUAUGAAGCUUGCUCAGGUCAAGCCAUAAAUAAAGAGAAAUCUGCAAUCCUUUUCAGCAAGAACACGAAGCUGGAAGACAAAAGCGAGGUGAUGAACAAAUUGUGUAUCACUAAAGAGGGCUUUUCAGGUAAAUACUUGGGACUACCGGUAUACAUUGGCAAAUCCAAGACCAAGGCUUUCCACUACCUGAAAGAAAAGAUAUGGAGCAAAUUGCAAGGUUGGAAAGAAAAAAUGCUCUCAAAAGCUGGAAAGGAGAUUUUGAUCAAGGCGGCUGCGCAAGCAGUACCAGUCUAUGCAAUGGCAUGCUUCGACCUCACAAAAUCAUUGUGUGACGACAUCAAUGCAAUGAUAGCUCAGUAUUGGUGGAGCCAUAUGGGUAAAGAAAAUAAAAUUCAUUGGGUUAGCUGGGAAAAAAUGACAAAGCCUAAAAAGGAUGGUGGAUUGGGAUUUAGAGAUCUAUACUGUUUUAACCUUGCCAUGCUGGCGAGGCAAGCUUGGAGAAUUCUAAAGAAUCCCACAUCACUAUGUGCACAAGUCCUAGCGGCAAAAUACUUUCGAGAUCGAAACUUGCUGGAUGCCGAGGCAAGAAAUGGAAUAUCCUACUGUUGGAGGAGCAUCUUAAAAGGGGUACAGGUGCUAAAGAGCGGGGUGGUGUGGAGAGUAGGAGAUGGAGAAAGUAUAAAUAUUUGGACUGAUCAUUGGCUCCCAAAGGGAAAAUCAAGGCUGGUCAGUUCAAGGAGGGGAAAUCAAAUCAUAACAAAAGUCGCAGAGUUGAUUGACCCAUCCUCCUACACUUGGGAUGAGGAACUUGUACGACAAACCUUUAAUGAAGAAGAUGCCCGGGCAAUUCUUCAAAUCCCAAUACAUGAAGGGCAAGAGGACUAUGUGGCGUGGCAUUUUGACAAAAAAGGGAAGUUCUCAGUAAAAUCAGCAUAUCAAGUAGUGCUUGAGAGUCAAGCAAGGGAAUCAGAUAAAAGCAUCCCUUCUACUUCUUACUGCCCUGAGAGGAGCACAUUAGGCAUGUGGAAGAACCUAUGGGCCCUACCACUGGCAGGGAAAAUUUUACACUUUUUAUGGCGACUAGCAAACAAUAGCCUCCCGCUCAGAAUGAAGAUCAAGAGAAGAGGCAUAGAACUAGAUACAAGAUGCCCGGUAUGUCUUAGAAUGGAUGAAGAUGGGGGCCAUUGCUUUCUAAAGUGCAAAUCAGUUAAGGCUCUAUGGAGAGCAGCUCAACUGGAAGACACACGUGAAUUACUAGUUAACUGUCCAAAUGCUAAUUCUGUGAUGCAGGAAAUACUCAAACAGGAUGAAGAUACUUGCAUAAGGACAUGUGUUUUGCUAUGGACCUGGUGGGGUGAGAGAAACAAAGCAAAUCAGGGAAACAAGAUGCGAAGCCUAGAGGAGAUAUAUCACUCUUAUCAGC